Messenger RNA from Aspergillus homomorphus CBS 101889, 2323 nucleotides. RefSeq names its product alkaline phosphatase family protein. The transcript is spliced from 3 exons. Lineage: Eukaryota; Fungi; Ascomycota; Eurotiomycetes; Eurotiales; Aspergillaceae. The coding region runs from base 140 to 2149 and encodes 669 amino acids. The record is from RefSeq and is a predicted model, not a curated record.
UUCCUGUUUGUUUUCUCGUCGCCCUCGUAUACGACUGGAACAGUAGUCGAUCCGCAUUGACUAUAUGCUGGGAGCCUUGACUGGCUUGGACAUGGUCACCAUCUGCUGAGAUUACUAUCAUUCGAAAGCUCCCAGCACCAUGGUGUCUGUCGCGCGCAUCGCCGCUGCCUCGAGCUCCGCAACGCUCCGGGCCGCGGCCUUCUUUUUCCUCCGCUGGAUUCCCGGACAUCACUUUCCGCCUCUCAUCUUCACAGCUUUAGCUGUCUAUCUUACAUCAGUCGUAUCGCUCCUUCGACCGGCUGAGUCGAGCAUCACGGGCCGCCGCGACAACAAUGCUAAAGGGCCUCAGAAGACAGCAAAGCGCGCAACUCCACGUACCACCGAUAAUGUGCUCAAGACGUUGUUCACUGGCCUGCCGUCCGCCAGCUUACCACGCUCGACGCGCUUGACCGUCCUAAUUAAUGUCGCGCUUGCAUUGCUCACUUUGGAUUUCAUGCUGCGUGGUCUGGUGAUCUACCCUAGCGCAGAUGUCACCUUCUCUCGAAUCGGCUAUGUCUCACCAACAACCGCCAAUUUGCUGGUUCGCGAACCAGACUCUGCACAACUGCCCCUAGUGGUCUUCUACCAGCCAGCGGAUACGCAGGAUGCGACGCAAUGGACAGAAGAGGGAAUGAUCUAUGCGCUGGAUGAGUCGACGGACUACACGACCACAGUGACAAUCAAGGGCCUGAAGCCAUCGUCGCCCUACCGAUACUCCCUAUCCAACAACCUUACAGGCUCAUUCGUCACUGCUCCCAUGCCUGGCUCCAAACAGGCAAAUCGACUCAGUUUCCUAACCUCAAGCUGCAUGAAGGCGAACUUCCCCUACAACCCGCUGUCGCAUCCGCUGCGCAUCCCCGGUAUUGAGAUGAUGACUGACACAAUCAACCGCUUGCCGUCAUUGCUGCGACCCGCAUUUAUGCUAUUCCUCGGCGACUUUAUUUACGUUGAUGUUCCCCAGCGCUUCGGCUCGUCGGUCUCACACUAUCGUAGCGAGUAUCAUCGCGUAUACUCAUCUCCUUCCUGGUCUCGCCCCGAGGACAGUACUCCCGCCAUCGACCUGCCAUGGAUUCACACUCUUGACGAUCACGAGAUCGAAAACGACUGGUCGAAAGGUAAUAUCACUGCACCAUACCCGGCGGCAUUCGAGCCCUACAUCCACUACCAUGUCCGGCCCAACCCGCCCAUUCCGCCCGUGCCCUUUGCGACACCCGAGAACACGACUUACUUCUCCUUCAUCCACGGGCCAGCCUCCAUCUUCAUGCUCGAUACCCGCACCUACCGCUCAGCCCCGUCGCAAUACAACUCAACCAUCCUGGGCUCCGCCCAGCUCCAAUCCCUCCUCGCCUAUAUCGCCCGCCCAGAACCCAGUGAGGUGCGGUGGAAGCUCAUAGCCUCCAGCGUGCCCUUCACCAAGAACUGGCGCGUCGGCACCACCGACACCUGGGGCGGGUUCCUGAACGAGCGUCGCGUCGUCUUCGAGGCCAUUUGGCGCGCCGAGCGCGAGCUGGGGAUCCGAAUCGUUCUCCUCAGCGGCGACCGCCACGAGUUCGGCGCCACGCGCUUCCCCGACCCAACCCUGGACCUCCCGCCCAACGAGCUCACCCCGAACACCGCCGGGGAAGGGCUGCACGAGUUCUGUGUCGGCCCGCUGAACAUGUUCUACCUCCCCGUACGCACCUACCGGCAGACGGACAACGAGGACGUCACCAUCAAAUACAUCCCCGAGGGGAACACGAAGUACGGGCUGAUCGACAUCGACGUGCGGGAUGCGGUCAUCGAUACCCCUAAGUCCGGACACCCAGUCACCGUGCCCAGCUCCGUGCUCACGUACUCGAUGUACAUUGAUACGCAGCUGGUAUGGCAGUAUGAACUCAGUGUCCCCUUGCCCGGCUAUGAGGGCGUUGUCGCGGGCGUCGCGGCGUGGAAACACCCAAGGCUCCCGCCUGGAAAGCUUCUGUUGGACACGCGAGAGGAGCAGAGCUGGGAUGCGUGGGCGAAGGGGUGGAUUGGGCAAGUGGAGGAAGUUGUUGGUGUGGUAAGAGAUGUUGUGCUGAAGGUGGUGUAUAAUAUUCUGGAUGUGGUGCAGAGGAAGGAGCGAGUGGACUGAGAGUCUCUUCUAGACAUUUUGGAAACUUGGGGCUAAAGUUUGUUCUUUUAUAACCUGUUUUUUGGGUAAGUUUUUUUUGGCUAGCGAGUGUCUUUUGCUGGACUGGAGGUAGUCGGUCAGUUAAUCAGUCAAUUUUAUGAAUCUAGAACCAAGACGCGUAGAUGGGUUGCCUCG